CACACACACACUGGUGCACACACACACUGGUACACACACACACACACUGGUGCACACACACUGGUGCACACACACUGGUGCACACACAUGGCCGGCAUGCGUUCACACCCGCCCGUCCUCACGGAGCAGGAGGAGCUACAGAGAAGAGCCAAUCAGGUCACAGAUGAGUCACUGGAGAGCACGCGGCGGAUGAUUCAGCUGGUGGAGGAGAGUAAAGAUGUUGGGAUCAGGACAGUGGUGAUGUUAGAUGAACAAGGAGAGCAGCUGGAGCGCAUUGAGGAAGGCAUGGACUCCAUCAACAGGGACAUGAGAGAGGCAGAGAAGAAUCUGACAGACAUGGCCCAGUGCUGUGGUCUGUGUAUCUGGCCAAUCAGGAAACUGAAGGCGUUUGAGGAGAGCGGCGCCUACAAGGCGGUCUGGGGCGGAGCCUCUGGUCAGGAUGGCGUCGUGUCCAAUCAGCCGCCGUCGUCUCGAGUGGUGGACGAGAGGGAGCAGAUGAUGAUGAGUGGAGGAUACAUACGGAGGGUGACUAAUGACGCCCGGGAGGACGAGAUGGAGGAGAACCUGGCUCACGUCGGCAGCAUCAUCGGAAACCUGAAGAGCAUGGCCCUGGACAUGGGCAACGAGAUCGACACGCAGAACGUCCAGAUCGAACGCAUACAGGGGAAGGCGAUUCUCAACGUGUCCCGCAUCGACGCUGCCAACCAGAAAGCUAACAACCUCAUGAAACGAUAGGAGUUUCUCCAGCCACUUUCCGUCCAUUCUUUUCUUUUUCUACCAAACUAUGCCGUUGCAUGUCGUGCCAAUGUGUUGCCGCUGUCCCCCUGUAGCUUUGCAUUUGUCCCCGUCCAUCAUGAAAUGUGCUGUAAUUAGUAUUACUGCUUUGAUAUCCCCGUAGUAGUGACCUCAUCUCUUGUGUUUUGAUAUUUUCUUCGGGACUGGUCUAAUUAACCCAUUUGAAAUGUUUUUGAGGGUUGUUGUUUUUUUUGUAGGAGUUUGAUAGAAGAUUCCUACACUUUUAUUACGACUUGUCGGUCGUCACUCAUCACAGGAAGCUUCUAUGAUCCCUGUGGGGAAAGUGGGUCACUGCAGCAGUGGACCACAUGCAUGUGCAGGAAAAACAGAGCGAAGAACGUGUCCCUGGGUCGCGACGUGCAUCUUAAGCACAUUUGUCGCAUUUAUUUGUACUGCACAGAAUAAAAAAAAAAGAAAGUUAA
Messenger RNA from Mugil cephalus (flathead mullet), 1217 nucleotides. Its product is annotated as SNARE_SNAP25N and SNARE_SNAP23C domain-containing protein. The record is from RefSeq and is a predicted model, not a curated record. Gene Ontology annotation, molecular function: SNAP receptor activity; syntaxin-1 binding; voltage-gated potassium channel activity. Bases 88 to 735 code for a protein of 215 amino acids. Gene Ontology annotation, cellular component: plasma membrane; SNARE complex. The transcript has 7 exons. Gene Ontology annotation, biological process: exocytosis; synaptic vesicle fusion to presynaptic active zone membrane; synaptic vesicle priming. Lineage: Eukaryota; Metazoa; Chordata; Actinopteri; Mugiliformes; Mugilidae.